Molecule: messenger RNA, 1876 nt
Organism: Mus caroli (Ryukyu mouse)
Lineage: Eukaryota; Metazoa; Chordata; Mammalia; Rodentia; Muridae
Source: RefSeq, a predicted model, not a curated record
CUGGGGCACUGGGCUCUCGGCCUGGUCUACAGCCCUGCAUCCCGAACCCGCGCGUCCCAAGCCCUGAGCAUCCCUGGGCCUGUCACCUCCGUACUGCAUCAGGUCCAGUCUGAGAUGAGGUGGGGGCGCUCGUCUUUGACAUUGGCUCUUUCUCAGUCCGAGCUGGGUACGCUGGGGAGGACUGCCCCAAGGUGAGCCUUCCAGUCCCCUCCCCAAAUCCCAGGGGCUCGGACACCCUCUGCCAGGCGGGUCGGCCUAUGAACAAAUGUGCACAGGUCAAUCCAAGUAGCUCACCUGAGUGGAGACAGGGGAAGAACCCCGGGGGUGGCUGAGGGCCUUGAGUGCAAUUGAACCAGGGACUAGCAGGGAUGAUCCAGCUGGGCAGGGUAGUGCUUUCCUUUAAUCCCAUCACUCUGGACGCAGAGACAUGCAGAUCUCUGUAAGUUCAAGUCCAGCCUGGUCUACAGCGACAGUUCCAGGCCAGCCAGAGGUUCACAGUGAGAGCCUGUCUCCAAAAAAGAAGGGAAUAAUCUAGCUCCCUGCUCAUGCUCCUUGUAACCAGGCUGACUUCCCCACCACUGUGGGGCUGCUGGCCGCAGAAGAGGGGGGCGGGCUGGAGCUGGAGGGGGAGAAAGAGAAGAAAGGGAAGAUUUUCCACAUCGACACCAAUGCCCUGCACGUGCCUCGGGAUGGAGCGGAGGUCAUGUCGCCCCUCAAGAAUGGCAUGAUUGAGGACUGGGAGUGCUUCCGAGCCAUCCUGGAUCAUACCUACAGCAAACAUGUCAAGUCCGAGCCAAACCUGCACCCAGUACUCAUGUCGGAGGCUCCGUGGAACACUCGGGCCAAGCGGGAGAAGCUGACAGAGCUGAUGUUCGAGCAGUACAACAUUCCUGCCUUCUUCUUAUGCAAGACGGCCGUGCUCACAGCCUUUGCAAAUGGACGCUCCACAGGCCUGGUGCUGGACAGUGGGGCCACCCACACUACAGCCAUCCCAGUCCAUGAUGGCUAUGUCCUACAGCAAGGCAUCGUCAAGUCCCCCCUGGCAGGGGACUUCAUCUCCAUGCAGUGUCGGGAGCUCUUCCAGGAAAUGGCUAUUGAUAUCAUUCCUCCUUACAUGAUUGCAGCCAAGGAGCCUGUACGGGAGGGAGCCCCCCCAAACUGGAAGAAGAAGGAGAAGCUACCCCAAGUCUCCAAGUCUUGGCAUAACUACAUGUGUAACGAGGUGAUCCAAGACUUCCAGGCCUCCGUACUGCAGGUGUCUGAUUCCCCUUACGAUGAACAGGUAGCUGCACAAAUGCCCACUGUGCAUUAUGAAAUGCCCAAUGGCUACAACACAGACUACGGUGCUGAGCGACUUCGAAUCCCUGAGGGCCUGUUUGAUCCCUCUAAUGUCAAGGGCCUGUCCGGGAAUACCAUGCUAGGAGUGGGUCACGUGGUCACCACCAGCAUCGGCAUGUGUGACAUUGACAUUCGCCCGGGUCUCUAUGGCAGUGUCAUUGUCACUGGCGGCAACACUCUGCUUCAGGGGUUCACAGACAGACUUAAUCGGGAGCUUUCUCAGAAGACCCCACCGAGUAUGCGUCUUAAGCUCAUCGCCAGCAACAGCACCAUGGAACGCAAGUUCAGCCCCUGGAUUGGAGGCUCCAUCUUGGCCUCACUGGGCACAUUCCAGCAGAUGUGGAUCUCCAAACAGGAAUACGAGGAGGGAGGGAAGCAGUGCGUGGAGCGGAAGUGCCCCUGAAGUUGCCCCCCCCCAAAUACCCACCCACCCCACCCACAGAGAAACGCCAGAGGGGCGUUCUACCAGCCAGAAAUCCAAAAGCGCUGAACCCUCCAUUUCCCAUUGCCCUCUUCUCUCUUACCUACAUCUUCUUAG